AUGGCAGACCAACUUUCCAAUACUCAAAAAAUUGUUUCCUCACUCAUUGCUGGCGCCUGUGCAGGUGCCCUAGCGAAAACAACCAUUGCACCAUUUGAUCGAGCGAAAAUUAAUUUCCAAGUUAGAGUAGAUAAAUUUAGUUAUCGUCGUUGUUUUAAAUUUCUAAAAGAAUCAUAUCGAAAUGAAGGUUUUAUGAGUUGGUAUCGUGGAAAUUCAGCCAAUUUAGUUCGUGUCAUUCCUUCAGCAGCUAUUAAUUUUACAGCACAUGAACAAUGGAAACGUAUCCUUGGCACUGAUAAACACGAAAAAACUCCUGGUCGACGAUUUAUUUCUGGUUCUUUGGCAGGUGUUACAUCAGCAACGAUUACUUAUCCACUUGAUUUAGCACGUGCGCGUAUGGCAGUGACGAAUAAAACUGUGUAUAGUAAUUUAUUCUCCGUCUUUCUAAGCAUCCUAAAAAAUGAAGGUGUUACAGCUUUAUAUCGAGGUGCACUUUUAUCGUUAGUCGGUGUAUUACCAUAUUCUGGUUGUGUUUUUUUUACUUAUGAAUCGCUCAAACAUAUUCGUAUUGAUUAUCAUUCCCAUCGUCCCAUUAAUAAAGCUGAACGAAUGUUAUUCGGUGCUACUGCUGGUCUUGUUGGUCAAACAGUUUCAUAUCCAUUUGAUGUUAUACGACGUAGAUUACAAACAGCUGCUGUUAUUCGACCAAAUGAAGCAUCUUUAGGUGCUAUUGCAACAGCAAGUAAAAUAAUUCGUGAAGAAGGAAUCACACGUGGUUUAUAUAAAGGUGUAACAAUGAAUUGGUUAAAAGGACCAAUAUCUGUAGGUGUAUCAUUCGUAACAUUUGAUACCUUGAUAAAAUAUAUUCGUCGCUCGUCUUUAUUUUCUUAA
Molecule: messenger RNA, 891 nt
Organism: Adineta steineri
Lineage: Eukaryota; Metazoa; Rotifera; Eurotatoria; Adinetida; Adinetidae
Source: the annotation of a GenBank genome assembly